CAUUCACAAUUUUCUUUUCUUGUGUUUCAAAAAUAUGGAGGAAAAGAAAAUUACUUUCGAACGUAAUGCUCCAUUGGGAGAAGGCGCUUACGGCUCCGUGUUUAGGGGGGAGUUUGAAGGCCGUCAAGUCGCAGUAAAAAGAAUUCUCCUAAACAAAUUCAAUGAAAACGAAGAAGAAUCUCUGCGAAAACUAGAUCACCCAAACAUUAUCAAACUUUUUCAUAGUGAAAGUGACAACGACUUCAGAACCAUUGCAUUAGAAUUGUGUGAUGCCUCGUUGGAACAACUUUUUCUGAAGUCGGAUGAUCCCAAAAAGUACAAUGGACCAAUGCCAUGUCAUAUCGAAGUGUUUCGUCAAUUAGCUUCAGGUCUUGAAUACAUCCAUUUGAAGGAAUUAAUUCAUCGAGAUAUUAAACCAGAGAAUGUUCUCAUUUCCGUUCGUUCAACUGGCCGAGACCAUGAGGUAACAAUCAAAUGGGCUGAUUUUGGGUUGUCUAAAACAGUAAAUAAACGAGGGACGUGCACGCUGAGCGAAAUCAAAGGAACAAAAAAUUGGCUCGCUCCCGAGACCCUGAAAUGGCUCAAAAACAAACAAAGUGCAGGUGAGCUUCGAGGUACCGUUCAGAGCGACGUGUUUGUCCUAUGCCUUGUCUUCUGUUAUAUUCUUCUGAAUGGAGACCAUCUCUACGGUUCUAGUGAACAUAAUGUUGGCAAAAACAUAAGAAACGGAAAUCCGAUAAACAUGCAGAAAAUUAAUGAUGGACUACGAAAACUUUAUGAGGCUUAUGUACUUUUAAAAAUGUUGGAGGACGACCCUAACAAAAGGAUUACAUCAAAAGAAGUCGUCAAGCAGCUUAGUUUCAUCAAAGUAAAGCUCGAUGCCAAGGAAGAAGAAUUGCGACAACUUUUACGCGCUCGUGACUUUUCGGACGCUCAUAUCUUAAAAAUUAAAGAUUUUACUGUGUUUGGAAUCAACGUGAACCACGACGAUGGAUGGAGAGCGCUUCAUUGUUUAUGUCGUUCUCAUUCAAGCUCAAAUUUAAAGGACGCUGUUGAAAUUUUAAUCCUAUUGAAAAUUGACGUGAACUCAAAAGACACAGAUGGAUGGAAUGCUCUUCAUUAUUUGUGUCGAUAUAACUCAAGCUCACAAUUUCUCGACACAAUUAAACUCUUAAUCCAACAGAGCAUUGACCUGAACGCAAAGAACAAAUUUGGAUGGAACGUGCUCCACCAUUUGUGUUGGAAUAAUUCAAAUACAAAUUUCUUAGACGCAAUUCAACUUUUAAUCCAAUUGGGAGUCGACGUGAACGCAAGGGACAAAGCUGGACGGAAUGCGCUUCUUCACUUGUGCUCUAACAAUUCAAGGUCAAGUUUAAUCGACGCAAUUAAACUGCUAAUCCACCUAGGAAUUGACGUGAACGCAAAAGACAACAAGGAACGGAAUGCACUCCAUUAUUUAUGUCGAAACAGUUCAAGCUCUAAUUUACAAGACACCGUCCAACUCUUAAUUCACCAUGGAAUUCGUAUCAUAUCGCAGGGCAACGAUGCACUACUUUUGUUACGCAAAAAUAAUAGAAUACACGACAAGGACGAAAUCCUAAAACUCCUUGACCAAACAGCUCUUGUCCAGAGCUAAUCAAGCAAAGAUUCAACUUUUCCUGCUUCCUGUAUGAUUACUUCGCAAAACAUUGUCAAGCAGCGUUUGAAAUCAACGUCGGUGAUGACAUCGUUAUAAUAAUUAUGCCAAAAAGCAUGUUACCGUAUAUUGCCAGAUAAGACAAUCUCCAAUUUCAGUUUAUUGGUUUGAUUUAUUUGAAGAAGAUAUCGGCCAGUCGACCAAUGUCAUGCAAACCGCUUACUGAACACACACGCACUUGAAUGGGUUUUGUAUGUGCGCUGUACACAUGCGCACAACAGCAACGUCAUUUGCCUCGCACAGUUCAAAGUAUCGCCUUGUGAACACCAGACGAAUAGAUGACAAUCAUUGUUACGUAAUUGUACCAAAAGAAAUGCAAACCUUCAGUCAACAAUAAAAGAGCUUUAAAAAGUU
Molecule: messenger RNA, 2050 nt
Organism: Daphnia carinata
Lineage: Eukaryota; Metazoa; Arthropoda; Branchiopoda; Diplostraca; Daphniidae
Product: serine/threonine-protein kinase/endoribonuclease IRE2-like
Exons: 4
Coding region: 35-1636 (533 amino acids)
Biological process (GO): intrinsic apoptotic signaling pathway in response to endoplasmic reticulum stress; protein phosphorylation; IRE1-mediated unfolded protein response
Cellular component (GO): IRE1-TRAF2-ASK1 complex
Molecular function (GO): RNA endonuclease activity; ATP binding; protein serine/threonine kinase activity
Source: RefSeq, a predicted model, not a curated record